Messenger RNA from Stegastes partitus (bicolor damselfish), 2139 nucleotides. It is a transcript of the gene rpap2, whose product is annotated as RNA polymerase II associated protein 2. Lineage: Eukaryota; Metazoa; Chordata; Actinopteri; Pomacentridae. The record is from RefSeq and is a predicted model, not a curated record. Gene Ontology annotation, molecular function: RNA polymerase II CTD heptapeptide repeat phosphatase activity; RNA polymerase core enzyme binding. The coding region runs from base 19 to 2022 and encodes 667 amino acids. The transcript is spliced from 12 exons. Gene Ontology annotation, cellular component: nucleus; cytoplasm.
UUGGGCAGCAGAAACAGCAUGGCGGCCGAGGAGAGGAGGAGGACCGGAGGCUCCGCUAAAACCUCCAAAAAGGGAGGGAAACGUAUGAAGGCACUGACAGCUGAAGAAGAAGCAAGAAGGAGAGAGGAGGUGAAGGAGAGGCUGAGGGAGAAGCUGGAGUUGGAGAAAAGAGCACUGAAGGUGGUGGAGCGCCUCCUGGAGGACAGCGUGGCUGAGGACUUCCUGGUUGACUGCGCCAAGUUCAUCGCUCCAGCUAACUACAAAGACACUAUUGAGGAGAGAUCCAUUGCUAAACUGUGUGGUUAUCCCAUAUGUCCAAAUAAACUGGGCAAGAUCCCAACUCAGCAGUACAAGAUAUCUACGAAGACCAAUAAAGUGUACGACAUCACAGAGCGCAAGUGUUUCUGCAGUAACUUCUGCUAUAAAGCCUCCAAAGAGUUUGAGUUGCAGAUAUCAAAGACGCCGCUGUGGCUCAGGCAGCAUGAGAGUCCUCCAGAGAUUAAGCUGUUGAAGAAAGGAGACUGUGGGAGCUCUGGGGAGGAGGUGAAGCUGUCAGAGAGGUGUCUGAAAGAGGAAGACAUCGAGAACCCGCUGGCUGCUCAGCCCGAGGACCUCUCCACCUCCCAGCAGCGUCCUGCUGCAGCCGAACACAGCGACAGCAGCGACGGUGAACAGGAGCAGGACUUCGUCUCCAGUGUGGUCUCCCAGCAGCAGAGACCCCGAGUGCACUGGGGUGACCUGCCUAAACGCACUGAUGGAGACGGGAAAGGGGCACAAGGGGACAUGGAGAGGAGGAGUAAACAGGCCAGAAAGGGAUCUAAAGAGGAGAUGGAACUUUAUCAGCAACAGAAUACAGAGAAGGAAGGACAAACAAGGAAAGAGGUUAGAACUGAUGCUGAAAAACCCAAGCAGCUGCAUAGAACAAACACUGACCAGGCAGUGAAGGAACAGAAGGACUUGCCUGAUGAAGCCAGUGUGGAAGAGGCCACGGCUAAACUAAAUCUGUGUAGUUUAUCCGAGACGGUCAAUCACAACAUCUCCCUGCCAGUUGAAUCAACACCGCAGGGAGAACACACGCCUUCCCUCACCUCGCCUUCAGUUAUAGAGUCGAAACCCCCAACAGAAAGCAAACGCUUCCCUUCUUCAGCUAACCAGAACAGCCACAACACAGCAUUAGCAAACCAAGCAGGCCUCAACAUCACCCAGGUGGGUAUGAGCAAGAGAGGGGCGGCAGGGCUGCGAGAUCUACUGAAGACCCACGCUGGUGAGGCCAAACCUGACACGCUGCAUCUGAAUCUUCUCGAGGGUCUGAGAGCAACGCUGAAGGAAUGGUGCACUGACGAGACCUUGAAGUUUUUGUAUGGUGCCGAUCAUUCGCUGGGUUCUCCAUUUGUUGAUGUGCAAGAAGAAAAGGAGGAGGUGGAGGAUGAGUUGGAUGAAGAUGAUCUAGAGGAUGACGUGAUUGAUGCCGGGGAACAGAAGAAGUUGUCGGCUGCUGCUCCAGACUACGAGACGCUGAAGAGGGACACCCAGCAGCUGGAGCUCCGGGUCAGCGAGUUUUAUAAGGGGACGUGGGUUCUGCCAGAGGAGGUGCAGGAGGUGAAUGGAAACCCGGUGACGGUUCAGGACCAGAGGACGAAGGAUCCAGUUCUGCCACUCAUCGACUCCCAAGCUCAGCACCUCAUUCAGAAGCGCAUCACGGUGGAGAAGCUCACCAGCUGCCUCAGGAACAUCGUAGGUCCCCUGCAUCUCACCGUGAGCGACGUCUCCACCGACCUGAACAACCUGGUCCGAACAUUCAGGUUCACCAACACCAACAUCAUCCACAGAGCUCCAGAGUGGACCCUCCUGGCUGUGGUGCUGCUACAUCUGUUGUCAGAAGUGUCUCCGUUGGUGCGAGAAGCCUUGGAGACGUCGGCCUCAGUGGAGUACCUGAACACGCUGAUGGAGGAGCUCGGUGUGCAGGAGCAGGACCUCCUGAGCUUAGUCCAGCCUUUUAAAACCCCCCAAAAACUCACAUGACUCAUAGGUAGAGACAUGUGAAUAACAAACAUACACCCACAACCCUGGACUCUGUGGUGAUGAUGCAGUUUCUGUACUGUCUGUUUUGCACAAAUAAACUUGGUUGUAAUAAAAACA